CUGAAGCGCCAUUUUGCGUUGCCGUCGCUACGUCGUAGAACUUAGGUAAUUGGAGGCGGUGGCAGGAGAUAGUCGGGGCUCGUUCUCUUGGAUUCCCGCUUGUCCGGCCACCUGCCGCCUUAGAUACGCGCCAGCAUGAGCGACGUGGAGGAGAAUAACUUCGAGGGGAGGGCAUCACGCUCCCAGUCAAAAUCUCCAGCUGGGAGUCCUGCUCGUGCAAAAUCUGAGAGCAGGUCAGGAUCUCGUAGCCCAUCAAGAGCUUCUAAACAUUCUGAAUCACACUCUCGAUCAAGAUCAAAAUCCAGAUCUAGAUCCAGAAGACAUUCUCAUAGGCGAUACACUCGCUCUAGAUCCCAUUCUCACAGGCGGCGAUCACGAAGUAAAUCAUAUACCCCAGAAUAUCGGCGUCGAAGGAGCCGAAGCCACUCUCCUAUGUCUAACCGAAGAAGGCACACUGGCAGCAGAGUAUGUAGUGCUAAUCCAGAUCCUAAUACGUGUCUUGGAGUGUUUGGCCUCAGUUUAUAUACUACUGAGAGAGAUCUUCGAGAAGUCUUUUCCCGUUAUGGGCCAUUGAGUGGAGUCAACGUGGUGUACGAUCAACGAACUGGGCGAUCAAGAGGAUUUGCAUUUGUUUACUUUGAAAGAAUAGACGAUUCUAAAGAGGCAAUGGAACAUGCAAAUGGAAUGGAACUGGAUGGUAGAAGAAUCAGAGUAGAUUACUCUAUCACAAAGAGAGCACACACACCCACCCCAGGCAUCUAUAUGGGCAGACCAACUCACAGUGGAGGCGGAGGAGGAGGUGGAGGGGGAGGAGGAGGAGGAGGAGGAGGAACUGGCCGUCGCCGUGAUUCUUAUUAUGACAGAGGAUACGACAGAGGAUAUGACAGAUAUGAAGAAUAUGAUUAUCGCUACAGGAGGCGAUCACCUUCACCAUAUUAUAGUCGUUACAGAUCAAGAUCAAGAUCUCGUUCCUACAGUCCAAGACGUUAUUAAGAAGAGAAGUUAGUUACAGAGCAAAUACCAUUUUUCAACAGCAUGUUCCGAUCCUAGCUUUUCCUGUCGGUUCCCUGCCAUUAUCCUGUAUCCAAUUAAAAUGUUCCUGGUUAAGAUGUAUUUUCUUUUGAAAUACCCAUUUUCAUCUCUUCUUACUGUAAUAUUCCAGGUGUAAUUGUUGUAGUUUUAUGUACUUAAAUAUCUUUAAACAAAAAUUAAUGGGAAUCUAAGAGUGGUAAAAUAUUUUGUAAUUCAUGCAUUUGUUUUUCAAACAAGUGGAUUUUUGUUGACUCUCAUGGAGAAAGAACUGAUAUGUGCUAAUGCUUGCAUGUCAUAUUUUCAAUAAAAAAAACUCUCAUCUUUAUGGUUUAAAAAAAUCCUCUUGUCCAGUUUGUUUCAUUUUAACACAAUUUUGGUAUGUAAUCUGAAGCCAGAAUUUUCCUGUAUUUUCAGUUUAAUAAUUAAAACAAUAUUGGACUGGAAUCCCUCCGAGGCGAGAAGAAAAACUUCUACCCGACACACUUACUUUAAUGGGCUUUUGUAAAAUAAUCCCAGUGCUGCUGACAGGAAAAUAAAAUUUGUUUUAAAUACCAGGCUGACCCGCAAAGUAUUCCUCCUAUUUUUAUUAUCCCAUAAUCAGGAUAAGCCUAACUGACUGAAUAAGAAAUAUUUGAUUUGUUCACACACCUCUGUAUGAAACAGAAAUUAAGAUGAAGCAGGUUCUAUUUAGUAGUAGUAUCUGAAAUUGUAAUUAUUUGACUUCUCAAAAUAAAUUUAAAUUGUACAAAU
Molecule: messenger RNA, 1782 nt
Organism: Notechis scutatus (mainland tiger snake)
Lineage: Eukaryota; Metazoa; Chordata; Lepidosauria; Squamata; Elapidae
Gene: TRA2A
Product: transformer 2 alpha homolog
Molecular function (GO): RNA binding
Source: RefSeq, a predicted model, not a curated record